CCCUGUGUUGAAUAACAGCUUUGACGUCGCGAAAUCGUGCGUGUCAGUCACUUUAUUCUUUUCAGCAUCCUUAUAUUGUCAUUGCUGCCACCGCAUCAUGGGCAAGAGCGUAAAACAGCGUAAGAAAAAGAAGUACCUGUACAAUGUCAACCGCAGGAAGCUGCAGCAGAAGACGAAGAAGAAGCUGCUGCCUCGCAUUCCCUGUGAGGCGAUCCGCGAGGCCUGGGACAGCCAGAAACAUACCAAAGCCAACCUGGAGGCGAUGGGGCUGGCCUUCAAGUUGGAGACGGCGAUGCCGGUGCAGCCCCAAUCGGACUCGGAGGACGCGCCCGCUGCGUCGAGACCGCGGAAGAAGGUGAAGAAGCCGGAGGUGGUGCCGAAGCUGGAGGAGCAGGCCAACCGGCCGCAGGAGAGGCGACUGCGCCUGCCGAAGCAGCAGGUGGCUUUCGUCGAGCGGAUGCUCGACUCGCACGGCCAGGACUUCAGGAAGAUGGCACGUGACCAGAGCAACCACUACCAGCUGACGCCGAAGCAGAUUCGGCGGCUGGUCAUGCGGUUCUGGGACAUUCCUGAGCACUUCACCCCUUACAUGAAGCGGAAGGGCCUGCUGGAGAAGCCCAGUGUAGAGGACGAUGACGAGUAACUUUGUGUCGUUCAGCUCUCUGACGACGUCGGGACGCGUGGGAAAGCGCGGUUCGAUUUGCAAGUGUUCAUGUGGUGUACAAUACACAUUAUGCAUUGGUA
Molecule: messenger RNA, 744 nt
Organism: Pollicipes pollicipes
Lineage: Eukaryota; Metazoa; Arthropoda; Thecostraca; Pollicipedomorpha; Pollicipedidae
Product: nucleolar protein 16
Exons: 2
Coding region: 98-643 (181 amino acids)
Biological process (GO): ribosomal large subunit biogenesis
Cellular component (GO): nucleolus
Source: RefSeq, a predicted model, not a curated record